UCGUAGCCUUUUAGACUUCGGCACUUUUAUCUUUGAACCAUGUAAUAAGGCAGCGCUUACCGUAUUAGAACGCAUCCAAGUGAGGGCUCUUAGAAUAGUCACCGGGGCCAUGAGACCGUCCCCAAACAGAGCCGUUCAAGUAGAAUGUGUGGACCCGCCACUAGAUCUGAGACGGCAACUACUUGCUGAUCGCUUUUUAUUUGGAAUCUCUGCCCUAUCGUCCCACCCAUUACUUCCAAAAAUUCGACUUCUUCAAUUAUACUCGUCCAGUAAAGCUUACUGGCGCAAUAAAGAAAAACCUAGAUUAGUCAACAGCCUGGAGAGACUAGCCGCUCUCAGGCCCCCUAUUAUGAAAUCUUCUUCUCUUCCUAUUUAUUCCGUUCCUUUCGAGGCCCUCACACAUUCUUCCAAGGUAAUAACUAAUAUUGGUAUCGAUAAGGAAUCUCCGUUGGCUAACUCAAUUUUCUCUAAAUUUGUUAUCAAUCACUUCCCCUCUUACCGGCUCUUUUUUACUGAUGCGUCCAAAUUAACGGAUCAAGGAUGUGUGGGAGCGGCCUUUCUCCUUGCUAACUCACAUAUCAUGGCUAAAUUCAAACUUCCCCCCGAAGCGUCUGUAUUUUCUGGUGAAUGCUUGGCCCUCUUAAAAGCUCUAGAAUAUAUUUAUACCCAUAAACUCUCCAAAUCAGUUAUUUUCUCAGACUGUCUCAGCGCACUUCAAUCCAUUUCUUUGCGCCCUUUUAAGAAUUUUGCAUGCAAAUACCUUACCUGCCAACUAAAACACUUGUCGUACAAAUGCCAUUCGGCGGGGUUGGAGGUUGUUUUUGUUUGGAUCCCUAGCCACUCUGGUAUAGUAGGUAAUGAGAGGGCGGACAAAGCAGCCAAAGAGGCUAUUCUUGAUGGCGAUGACUCUUUUUAUAAAAUAUUCCAACCAGAUGCUCUGAGCCUUCCUUUUAAUUUCAUGAGGAAAAAAUGGUCUCUCCGCUGGUCCCGAGCCAAGAAAUGUUUCUAUUCAGAAAUUCAGUCAACCAUUCCAUCUCGUCCAUGGUUUUUCAAAAAUAGAUCACUCUCUAAAAGGCACACCAGUAUCAUCAUUAGACUUAGAUUGGGCCGAGUCUGCUCAUCUGAGCAAUUAUACAUUUUUAAAAAGAAAGAUUCUCCCAUGUGCGAUUGUGGAAACGAAGUAGGCAAUAUCGAUCAUAUUUUCUUUAAUUGUCCGAUUAAUAACAAACCCCCUGACCUAUAUUCAUGUCUGCCAAGACUUAACGUACCGUUACCCGCUAAUAUGGCCUCACUUUUAUAUCUAACUGAUAGCAAAAAAAUUAUGUGCGCCGUAAGCAAAUUCAUGACUAAUAACAACAUAAAACUAUAAAUACAUACGCACACUUUAUGUUUAUUAUUAUUAAUGCUCCAUGUGCUUUAAAUGUCUCAUUUUUCGAUCAAAUGGUUCAAAAUUGGUGGUGGUUUAUGUUAAAUUGUGUUCGUUGUAAUUUGUUCCAGGUAUUACACAAAUUACCGAUAUCCUUAUGUUGGACUUCUUAUGAUCUUCCCUCAUGUCAGCCGUGUGAAGCUCGAUACUCGUUUUUGGCAGAAUUGUGCUUAACUGCGCGGUAGCCAUAGACAAAAGAGUGAAAGUGAAAUGAAGGCUUCAAUGUUUUGUUCGGGUAUUUCGUGCAAUUUCUUUAUUAUUUAGUGAAAAUAUCGAAAAUAGUGAACCGUAAUCAGAGUAAAGAACGAGUUUGGUUGUUGCCACCGAGAAAACGGUUUACUAAGUGUGAAAUAUGUGGCAAGCGAGCCACUCGAGAAAAUCACGAAAAAAGGGAUUUUAUGGCGAAAUUUCCCUUGGAUAAAGACCGAUGCAGGCAGUGGGUUAAAUUUGUUGGGAACGAAGACCUGAUACAUCUUCCCAUAGAAAAGUUACAUUUAUUGAAACAUGUAUCUGCAGAUCAUUUUGAAAAAGUGCUUUUAAUAAAAAAAAUUAAGAAAAAAAAUAGUGAAGGAUUUUAUAAUUACAUUCUGAGUGUAACGAGGUAUUCCAAAAUAGAAUCCUAGCGUAGUGAGGGAUUCAAAAGUGUUAACGCCUAUGGGUGGUAUUCCACCUAUGCAAUUUCUUUGUCCAAUGUGUAUUGCGUCUCACAUUUUGAUUAAUGACAGAGUGAGACGCAAUGACAUUGGACCAAGAAAUUGGAUAGGUGGAAUACCACCUUAAGGUGGAAAUAUUUUUGCUACCACGUGAUAAAUUUACAUACUGCUUUUCACAUCACCUAUGAGGAAAUUAUUAUGGUACAAAUAACUA
Messenger RNA from Cydia pomonella (codling moth), 2293 nucleotides. RefSeq lists its product as uncharacterized. The coding region runs from base 110 to 1369 and encodes 419 amino acids. The transcript is spliced from 2 exons. The record is from RefSeq and is a predicted model, not a curated record. NCBI's taxonomy places the organism in Eukaryota, Metazoa, Arthropoda, Insecta, Lepidoptera, Tortricidae. Gene Ontology annotation, molecular function: nucleic acid binding; RNA-DNA hybrid ribonuclease activity.